UGUCAUCAAAGAGAUCAAUCGCAGGAACACAUGCACAAAUACAAGUCCUCUUACGUAUUUGCCCGAGCUGGGGAUCCCCGUCGGAAAGCAUUAAGUUAGGAGGCGUUUAAGCUAUAAGUCAUUUUUAUUGCUCUUUUAAAACAACAGCUUGGCUAAGCUGCCGAUGCCACGGAAAGCUCCGAGCCUGGGCCUUCCCCGCCCCCCCCCUUUCCUUUCUAAGAGAUGGGCCUUUAGGGGGAGGGAAGAGGCGAGUUUAACCUAGCCACCUCUUUGGAGUUUAAUGACCAUCUCUCUCCCGCUCCCCCUUCCAUUUGGAGAAGCAUGGGGGGUUCUCCUAUGGCUGGGUGCUCUCACCCUCCACCCCAGGCCUCAAACGCCACAGGAAAACUGGUUCAUCAAUUUCGAGCCCAAUUUCCUGGGGGGGGCGCGGGGGGAGAAGGUUUUGCUAUUCAAGUCUCCCGGUCGGCUUGUGCUUCUGAGGCCAGUCCUUUUGUGAGAUGGCGGGGGAGAGAGCUCAAGAAAGGCGAAAGACGCUUAAGGAAGUGGAGGCGAUGGUCUGGACUACACGGAGCCUGUGGGAGCCCCCCAGGCAGCCGAGAGGCUAAGCGGGAUGGAGAGACAUCAAUGGCCCCAUGGAGGAAGUGAGAAAGUUGGCACGGUCACCCAGGGCUCGGCAGGACCCGGUCACUGUGUGACAGGCAGAUGGACAAUGCGAGAAUGAGCGCCUCCUUCCUGGAGCACCCCAUCCUCAACGCAGGAGACUCGGGGACCUGCUCCGCCCGAGCCUACCACCCGGACCAUGGGAUUACAACUUUCCAGUCGUGUGCGGUCAGUGCCAACAGCUGCGGGGGCGACGAGCGCUUCCUGGUGGGCAGGGGGGUCCAGAUGAGUCCCCCCCACCACCCUCACGCCCAUCACCACUACCCCCAGCCGGCCGCCUACCAGCACCUCAACAACCUGGGUAUGUCCUAUUCCCACUCCAGCUGUGGCCCGGGGUUCGGAUCGCAGAACUUCGGCGCAGGUUACAGCCCCUACUCAUUAAAUCAGGAAGCAGACGUAAGCGGCGGGUACCCCUCGUGCGCUCCCGCUGUUUACUCUGGAACUCUCUCAUCUUCCAUGGUCCAGCAUCACCACCACCACCACCAGGGUUAUGCCGGGGGCACGGUGGGCUCGCCUCAAUACAUUCACCACUCAUAUGGACAAGAAGCGCAGAAUCUGACCCUGGCAAAUUAUAAUAACUCCUUGUCCCCUCUCCAUGCCAGCCACCAAGAGACCUGUCGCUCUCCUUCAGCAGAGACGUCACCUCCAGCACAGACCUUUGACUGGAUGAAAGUCAAAAGGAAUCCCCCCAAAACAGGGAAAGCUGGUGAAUACGGGUAUAUUGGCCAACCGAACACAGUUCGCACCAACUUCACCACCAAGCAGCUUACUGAGCUGGAAAAGGAAUUCCAUUUCAACAAGUACCUGACUCGGGCCAGGAGGGUGGAGAUCGCGGCCUCGCUGCAACUCAACGAGACCCAGGUGAAGAUCUGGUUUCAGAACCGCCGCAUGAAGCAAAAGAAGCGAGAGAAGGAGGGCCUGCUGCCCAUCUCGCCCACCACCCCAUCACGGAUCGAGGAGAAGGCCGAGGAAUCCUCAGACAAAUCUACCUCCUCUCCCUGUGGCCCCUCUUCCCCAGCCUCCUCUACCUCAGACACUCUGACUACCUCCAACUGAGUUGGCCCCGGGCCUCUUUCUUCUUCCCCGCCAACCGGCACCCCAUGAGACUCUAGUGCUGGACUGCUAACCCGAAGCACAUUCUUAGCUUAUCUUCCCCUUCGUUUACAGUGUCUCUCUUUUUGAUGUUAUCUUCAGGUCUUCUUCGGGCUAGGCCACUGUGUUUCAAGAGAAUUCUGGCUCAGAGAUGGAGGGGCUGGGUGGCAGUAACAUCACUAAUGGUGGGGUGCCACUAUCUGGUCUCCUGACGACCUCUGAAGCCCCCUCCCAUUUAGGAUUGAUUCAGAUACCAUUUGGAAAAGCUCCAUUCCUCCCCCCCCCCCCAAUCUCUUCCCCACACUAGCAGAGGGGACAUACCUGUCAUCUAACUUCAAAUGAUUUUUCUCCCUUUCUUUCUCCUCCUCCUUAUCUCCCUGACUCUAAAGGCAGGCAAAAGAGAGCCUAAGACCUCAAGAAGAGGACGCACUAAGAAAGUGUUUACACAAUUCACCUUUUUAAUUUAAUGCAUUCAAUUUCUUGUGUGAGAGAGUUUGCUGGUUGUAAAUACUUUAAGAGAUUUAUCUUUAUACAGAUUUUCUAGAAAUGAUGUUUAGACUAGGAGAUUAAAACAGGGUGAACACACUCCCAAAGCUGGCUGUGAUUUUAUAUAGGACUAAAAGUGACAACGAAGUGGACUGGUGAAGCCCAAUCAGAUACCUCAGAGGGAAGCUGCCCUGUGUCUUGGGAGGAGAUAAGUAGGCCUGGGCUGCACUGGGUUUUUGUUGUUGUUAAACCUCCCUGGAUGUGCAGUGCCUCUCUUCUCCAUCCCUCCCACCUCUUCUGGCCUCCUCCUGCCCCUCUUCAAAAUUGUGUUGGAUUGUUCUUAGGGCAUAUCCCCAAACACCUUCUUUCCACAGUAAUCUUCCCCUAGAUUCGAUGUAUCUCCAAACCAAUUGUAAAUGUGAUGAAUGGCGAAAUGAAUGUAGAUUUCAUGUGAUUUGUGAACAAGCUUUCUGCAUGGUGCACAAUGAUUUGAGCCCCCAAAGAUACUACACUGAGUUCUAUCAGUUGUCCUUUGUGGUCCCACAAUGUUUGAGUCUCUGUACAAUCAUGAAAAGUUCUGAGAUUCCAAGAGUGACGGAAUCCAGAGCAGAAUUUACGGGUCCUAAAAAUAGCUGUAAUAAAUAUAUUCACAUUUCAGGUA
Monodelphis domestica (gray short-tailed opossum) is the source of this 2899-nucleotide messenger RNA. It is a transcript of the gene HOXA1, whose product is annotated as homeobox A1. Lineage: Eukaryota; Metazoa; Chordata; Mammalia; Didelphimorphia; Didelphidae. Gene Ontology annotation, molecular function: DNA-binding transcription factor activity, RNA polymerase II-specific; RNA polymerase II cis-regulatory region sequence-specific DNA binding. Gene Ontology annotation, cellular component: nucleus. Gene Ontology annotation, biological process: regulation of transcription by RNA polymerase II. The record is from RefSeq and is a predicted model, not a curated record.